This is a messenger RNA of Onychostoma macrolepis, 1023 nucleotides long. RefSeq lists its product as uncharacterized. NCBI's taxonomy places the organism in Eukaryota, Metazoa, Chordata, Actinopteri, Cypriniformes, Cyprinidae. Gene Ontology annotation, biological process: response to bacterium. The record is from RefSeq and is a predicted model, not a curated record. The coding region runs from base 82 to 861 and encodes 259 amino acids. The transcript is spliced from 6 exons.
GCCACACCCCCUCACAUAAAAAAGCACAUUGAUUUCCUCAUCUUAAUUUCCUCGUUGGUUCUAGUCUGAUUCAGUAUUGCAAUGGUGCAUAUGAUAAUUUCAGCGCUGUUGAUCUGUGGCACGGGCUUGCUUACAGCUGUUAAAGCAUCUCAGAUAGACAAUUUGUCUGCUCAACCAGGAGAGAAUGUCACUAUUUGGUGUCAACACAACUCAAACACUGGAAAGAACAUACACUGGUUCAAGCAAACAAAGAGUUCUGUACCUAUUGCCAUUGUGUACAUGAUGAUAACCUACCAGCAUAAGGAACUACAUACUACUUAUUUAAAUGGAUUUCAACAAGAUCAUCUGCUGAUGUCUCUGAACCCCGAAAACACCUCCCUACGAAUAUUAAAUGUGGAUGUUUCUGAUUCUGGUCUGUACUUCUGUGGCUGGGAUGCUUGGAUGAUGGUAUUUGGAGAUGGAACACAGCUAGACAUUAAAGUCUUUAUUUGUUGUGCAGAGAGGAGUGAAACACCACUGCAAAAUGAAACAGAAAAUACAAAUAAAGAUCUGAACAAGAACCCGAUUUCUACAAGAGACUGUUCUGAAAACAUCUUUUAUAAGCUGACCUUUAUUUUUGGUGGUAUUUUUUUUAUUCUUACCAUCAUUCUGCUCACCAUGCUCAUCAUUAAGAUCCAGAACAAAAACACACAGGGAAAAGUCUCCAUUUCUGUCGCCGCUGAUGCUGAUGGCCAUGAAACACAACAUCAUGAGGAGCCUUAUUCAUCAGUGUAUGCCGCUCUACAAUUCUCAAAACACAAAUCCAAAAGAGCAGCCAGAAAUACAGAAGAUACAGAUGUUGUGUAUUCUGCUACUAGAUAGUCCAAAAAUGGCACAGUCAAAUAUUGUAGCCUACUGUAAUGUUUAAAAGCCAUGUGUUUAUCAAGACUCUAAUAUUUAUACACUAUUACUAAUGCCAUACAUUUAAAGUGAAUGUGAGCUCUGCAAUGUUUAGUAUUUUCAAUGCAAUAAAAGCUGUAAAGA